AUUGAUAUGGCGUCCGUCGUAGUCGCUGGUUCUGGUGCUGCUGCUACCAGCCUCGUAUGGGCUACGAGUUUAAGUAAGAUCUCGCAGGACUUCAAAGCCGACAAGGUUGACGAGUACUACGCCGCCCGGAAAACGAGCGAUCGUAACCGGCGGCGUAGUUACAAGUUCCUAACGGAAAGUUACCUUGAGCCAUCGUCGCUGGAAACGACAUGUCUUAAUGGGAAUGCGACCUCCGUCGUGGUCCGCGGGCGGUGCUACCGAAGCCAAAGGAAGACCGGCAAGCCGUACAGCGUGUCGACAACGAUCGCUGCGGACAGCUCUAUUUCGGAGUGCAGCUGCCAGUGCGCUGCAAAAGAAGGCCUUUGUAACUACGCCUUAGCCCUGCUGAGGCUAAUCGUGCUCCUUAAGGGGCAAGGGUACACGGAAGCACCUCCCGAGGUGACGUGCACGGAGCUGCCUCAGCAGUGGCGUCGGCCCCGUGGUUCGCAAAUCUGUGCUGCCAGCGUCGAGGAACUGGAUUGGAGAAGUGCACGGGAAGGAGGACCUUCAAAAGCACAGGGGUCAAGGCUGUACGACGCCAGAAAACGACCAAGAGACCUGGCUGGCAUGCAGCAAGCCAUACAGCGCCUGGGAAAUGACCUCGGCAACCUCGGGGACUCCCCUUUCGCCAAGCACCUGCGGACUGUGCAGGUACUGGGCACAGCUUCGAUGUUUGGUCAAGUCCCCGAGGGCAGCUCCAUCUCCUACCAGCAACCACUCACGCCACACGGGUUUGUGGUGCAUGUGAGCCCAAACAUUGCUCCCUGCGGCAGAGAUGCCUCAAGCACUGCACUGCCCAGCUGGCCAGUUCUUUUCCCCCUGUCAGACACUUUCGGGCCUGGUGCACGGAGCCUCAGUGAUGCCGAAAGGUCACUUUUUAAGGUAUUGUUCCAGCUUCCUUUAUCGUCACAUUCCAUAUUCAGUGACCAAAGAGUAUGA
Ixodes scapularis (black-legged tick) is the source of this 978-nucleotide messenger RNA. RefSeq lists its product as uncharacterized. NCBI's taxonomy places the organism in Eukaryota, Metazoa, Arthropoda, Arachnida, Ixodida, Ixodidae. The record is from RefSeq and is a predicted model, not a curated record. The coding region runs from base 7 to 978 and encodes 323 amino acids. The transcript is spliced from 2 exons.